This is a messenger RNA of Colletotrichum orchidophilum, 1032 nucleotides long. RefSeq lists its product as uncharacterized. Bases 1 to 1032 code for a protein of 343 amino acids. The transcript has a single exon. The record is from RefSeq and is a predicted model, not a curated record. Lineage: Eukaryota; Fungi; Ascomycota; Sordariomycetes; Glomerellales; Glomerellaceae.
AUGACACUCCAAUCUCGAGCCCAAGCCCUCGUCAACAAGCAAACCGGCGCCGACGACCGCCUGGCGCGGUCCACCCCAACAUCGCCCACCGUCCCCAACAUUGAAGCCCUCAUCGCGCACGUAGAGCAGCAUGGCUAUGUGAUCAUCCCCGACGCCUUCUCCGCCUCCGAAGCAGACGAAGCGCACGCAGAAAUCGUCCGCCUGACAUCGUCGUCCCUAACAGCCGGGCCAGCGGGCGGCUUUGUAGACAGCGGUACAGACGUCGGCGGCGGCGGCGGCCGGAACAGCUUCGAGGGGUUCAAAACCCGCCGUAUCUACGCCCUCCUCAACAAGUCGCCCGUCUUCUACAAGUUCCCCACGCACCCGGCCCUCCUGGCGCUCAACGAGCACUUCUUGGACCCGGCCUUCCUCCUCAACGCGUUCCACAGCGUCUACAUCCAGCCGGGCGAGGCCCCGCAGGCGCUGCACCACGACGACGGGUACGUCGGGGUGCCGAGGCCCCAUCGGCCUUUCGGGACGGUAAAGUCCUCCUCCUCCCUCUUCUUCCACUGCCAUGACCCGUCACACUAUCCUAACACCCCGCAGGGCGUCAUGGUCGCCCUCGACGACUUUAACCCCACAAACGGCGCGACCGUCGUGAUCCCAGACUCCCACACUUGGGGCCCGGACACCGACGCAGCCUACUCGCCCCAGAGAAAGGACACCGUCCCCAUCGUGAUGCACAAGGGCAGCGCCGUCUUCUUCCUGGGCACCCUCUGGCACGGCGGCGGGGAAAACACCUCGCCCAACCCCAGGCGGGCACUGACGAUCCAGUACUGCCAGCCCUGGGUGCGCCCCCUCGAGAACCAGAUCCUCGCCGUUGAGUGGGACAAGUUGGGCCGGAUGCCCAGGCGGUUGGUGGACUUGCUCGGGUACGAGCCCGGAGCGCCGUUUGUCGGGUACGCGGACGGGGCGCACGCGUGGAAGGUUGUUCAGAGAAGGCUGAGGGAGCAGGAGGAAAGGCGAGGUGGUCGUCAACGGGAGAAGUUGUAA